UCUAACCUCUCUUUUCUUUGACAACUCUUCAACAAUUCCACACGUGCGGUUUGUUGAUUAAUCACAGUUGAAACGAGUGGAAUUAUGGAAGACCAGUUCACAAAAAUUGUAGAGCAUGUCUUCAACAACUGGACUGGUUUAAAAUUGGCAGUAGAGCACAGUAUGGGAGGACCCAACAGCAAACAGACUGCCACAGAUUGUCUGAAUUACAUGGUGCAAUAUUGUUUGUAUGAGCCAAAUGUACAGGUCGAAGAUAUACAAGAAGCACUUGAGGAUAUUAUGGACGAAGAAUUUGAUACUGUUUGUGAGGAUGGAUCUCCCAGAGAAAUUGCACAUGUUUUAUUUAAGUUUUUGGAAUUAUUAAAACAAGGAAAUACUGAACAAUUUGAAGCAGAGUUUCAAAGUCUCCCCAGUUCAAACCAAGCAUGGAUUCAUUCACAGUCUGCACCUCCACCACCUGUGUCAAAUACAGUUUACUUCCCAGAAGAAAAGGCUGGGCCGAGCACUGAUGUACCAAUGGAGGAGGAUUCUGAAUGGACAGAAGUAAGGACACGAAGGAAAAGGUGAUAAGACACCUUACAAAUGACAUAUUGUUAUUAAUUUAAGAAUUUUAAAUAUAAGACUUUAAAUGUGAAA
Messenger RNA from Aethina tumida (small hive beetle), 636 nucleotides. RefSeq names its product pre-rRNA-processing protein TSR2 homolog. Bases 85 to 567 code for a protein of 160 amino acids. The record is from RefSeq and is a predicted model, not a curated record. Gene Ontology annotation, cellular component: nucleus. The transcript is spliced from 4 exons. NCBI's taxonomy places the organism in Eukaryota, Metazoa, Arthropoda, Insecta, Coleoptera, Nitidulidae. Gene Ontology annotation, biological process: maturation of SSU-rRNA from tricistronic rRNA transcript (SSU-rRNA, 5.8S rRNA, LSU-rRNA).